Molecule: messenger RNA, 1957 nt
Organism: Tachysurus vachellii
Lineage: Eukaryota; Metazoa; Chordata; Actinopteri; Siluriformes; Bagridae
Gene: sqstm1
Product: sequestosome 1
Exons: 8
Coding region: 119-1480 (453 amino acids)
Biological process (GO): aggrephagy; endosome organization; mitophagy
Cellular component (GO): aggresome; amphisome
Molecular function (GO): protein kinase C binding; K63-linked polyubiquitin modification-dependent protein binding; zinc ion binding
Source: RefSeq, a predicted model, not a curated record
AUCGUACGCUGAGUUUCAGGAAGCAGUAAAUCAGCUGAUCUUUGUUUUUUUUGCUGCGCAACACGCUCCGGAGCCCGAAUAACAACCCGAAAACAAGUGGAGACUCUAGAAAGAAGACAUGUCGGUGACAGUGAAAGCUUAUCUCCUCGGAAAAGAGGACUGUCACAAGGAGAUCCGUCGCUUCGCCAUCGAUCACGACGUGUCCACAAGUUUCGAGUACUUGAGUCGCAAACUGGUCGAUGUUUUCUCAAACCUCCAAAAUGUCGCCUUCCAAACGUACUACAAAGAUGAGGAUGACGAUAUGAUCGCCUUUUCUUCUGAUGAUGAGCUUAUGAUGGGACUGACUAUGGUGAAGGACGCUACCUUCCGCAUUUUCAUCAAGGAAAAAAAGGAGCACAAGCGUGACUUCCCACAUCAUAUGGACCAAGGGUUCCCUGUCCAUCCUCCUCCAGGACCACAUCACAUGGGUCCUCCAGGACACCCUCCUAUGGGUCCACCUCCUCAUCACCUAUCCCUGGUUCACCUUGGUGUGACUUGUGAUGGUUGUGAGGGACAAGUGAUUGGGACCCGCUUCAAGUGCACUGUGUGCCCCAAUUAUGACCUGUGCCUCACCUGCCAGGCCAAGGGCCUUCACAAGGAACAUGCUCUCCUGCCCAUUUUUCACCCCUUGGCUAAUAUGUAUGAGUGGUUACCCCGUGGCAAACUUUUGCGCAAGAUGAGGCACUGCAUGUGGGCUGGGGCUCAGGCUCAGGCUCAUGUGCAGGCUCAGGCUCAAAACCAGGCCCAGCCUGGUUCAUCUGGUGGCCAGCCCAGCUCCCAGCAGGCUAACUCUCAGGAAGCCCAAGCUCAAACUGAAGCCUCAUGUGCCCAGACCAAUGUGGAGUACCUGAAAAACAUUGGAGAAGGUGUGGCUGCCUUGCUAAGCCCCCUUGGCAUUGACGUGGACAUUGAUGUAGAACACGAGGGCAAGAAGGCCAAAGUGACACCAACUCCUCCUGUAUCAAGUGGACCCCCUAGUGGCCGGAGUGAUGGUAGCUCUGGAGGCAUUUCUAAGGGGGCAGCUGGAAGUCCAAGCAGUGUAGGGAGUACAGGUGAUGCGGCAAAGAUGGUUUUGCUGGACCAAAAGGAAAAAAGUAAUGAUGAGGAGUGGACCCAUCUGAGCUCAAAGGAAGUGGACCCAUCUACAGGUGAGCUCCAGUCACUGAGGAUGGAGGUGGAUGGAGCAAAUGAUAACCCUAGUCCUCUCAGCCACAGCUCCACUUUAAACCAAGGACCUAGUGGUCUACGUGAGGCUGCCCUCUAUCCACAUCUGCCUCAAGACGCAGACCCUCGGUUGGUGGAAUCUCUGUCCCAGAUGCUGUCCAUGGGCUUUUCAGAUGAAGGUGGAUGGCUGACCAGGCUGCUCCACACCAAGAAUUACGACAUUGGAGCUGCUCUGGACACCAUCCAGUAUGCCAAAGCCCCAGGUCAACGGAAGUGAAGCAUCAGCAAGGGCUCCAAAAAAUGGGGGUUACAUAUAAUCAUUUUGAAAACCCCAUGCUAGUCCAUUUCUAAUCAUGCCUACCUUUUCUAAAUGUGUAACAAUUUCAUUUCAUAAUGCUGACAAUAUAAAUUACUCAGGCAUUUUUAAUAAUAUAGAUUUCUAUUUUACUCAACUUUAUUAAGAAGAUACAUGGAAAUUAAUCUGGAAAUUAACACAAGUCUACUUUCUGAGUUCAGUCAUGCUGUCAUAUAUUGGGUCUAUCAAUUCACAUUUAGCACAAAAUAAUUUGCAUUUACUUUCCAAACUGGUAAACUUUAAGAAAUGUCUAUAAACAUAUUUCUACUUCUAAAUGAUAUUCAUUGUUCUGUGAAGAAUAACAGUAGAGUAUAUUUGUAGUCAGAAUGAAAAAAAAAUGUUAUUGUUAUAUACACUUUCCUGCCUGGUCUGUCAAAUAAAUUAUUAGCUAAACUCUCA